AUGGCGUCACAGCUUGAUCGAAACACCACAAAACCUCGAUUCACAAAUCCAUGGGAAACCUCUCCCUCAAAAACGUCCGAAGAGUUCAGCCCUAGCUUUGAUGGUCGGAUUGCGCACACUUUGGCAGCUUGCACCAGGUGCCGACAGCGUAAGACUAAAUGCGACCCCGGAAUCCCAAAAUGCGGCCCAUGCGAUCGUACCAAUGCACAGUGCGCAUAUUAUGACUCUGCUCGGAGACGUACAAUAUCGAGGACGUACAUCGUCCAGCUACGUGAAACUGCCCGCAGGCUAGAGAAAGAGCUGGAAGAGGAGGAAAAGGAUUUCCAACAGGCGGCAGAUGCUGAAUUGAUCAUUCGUGGAGCUGGCCGCAUUCGGUUCAGAGAAUACGACGAAGCCCGAUAUCUCGGGCCGUCAAGUGGUAUCGCAAUAACUCGCUUGGUCAUGGAACUGGCCAAGCAGAACACCUAUUCGAAAAGUAUCAAGGAUGUUGUUCCCGAGUCUACCGCGCAGAAGAUAAAGGACGUCUUCGACGAUGAAAGCGCGAAGCCUACUUCCAAAAUAUUUCCCCCAAUUAGCUUAAUCCCCCAACCAAACCUGCCGACGAAGCAUCUAACAUAUAAGCUCAUCGACGUCUUCACUGUCAAAGCGCAAGGGAUGCUUCCGACGUUGCAUAUGCCGACUUUCCGCCAGGAAGUUGAAGAAGUGUUCAACGGUUCCAAUGAUCCAUGCCAAAACUUUCAGUUACGGAUGGUGAUUGCAAUAAGUAUGCAAAAAAUGAGCCCUGAAUAUGCAGGGCUAGCGGACAGUUACUAUCUCGCCGCGUUGCCAUUUCUCGAAGCAUCUCUGAAAAGGAUGGACCUCAAAUCCUUGCAGUGCCUAGUCUUGAUCGCUCAGUAUUCAUUACUGACUCCCACGAGAACCGCCGCGUAUUGGGUCGUUGGAACAGCUGUAAAGCUAUGCCAAGACCUGGGGCUCACAGAGGAAGCGACAAUAACCCGGUCGCGCACUGGGAAGCAGUUGGAUCCUUUAGAAGUGGACAUGCGGCGGAGGUUAUUUUGGAUUGUGACUUCGAUGGAGUUCGGUCUCUCACAUAGUUUGGGACGGCCAAGCUGUUAUUCUGUCAGUCAUGACCAUAUCCACGUCAAGUUUUUUGCACAAGUGGACGAUAAGUACAUUACCCGAGAAGGCAUACAUCCCGAUGCCAAACCAGUCCUGCCUAAGUGUAUUGCAAUACACUUCUUCAAGAUGCGCCUUUUGCAACUCGAGAUUCGACGGACCCUUUACUUGAACAAACGGGACAGCCCUGUCGAUGACCAUGAUCCUUGGUUCUCUCAAAUGCUCAGCAAACUUGAUCAGUGGGUAUCGUCAUGCCCUACCCAUGAUGGAGGUAGUGGCUUGAGCGGGAAAUGGUUCCAAGGCCGGCUGCAUACCAUGGUCAUUUUCAUGUACCGGCCAUCGCCUCAGAUUCCGGAGCCUUCUGUUUACGCUGCGCAACGAUGCUACGACGCAGCUGUUUCCAACAUCUUCAUGCACUUAGAACAAAUUGAGACUAAGUCGGUUGAUUUGACUUGGAUAUUCACUCAAUCGCUUUUUAUGGCAUUGAACACUCUUCUCUGGACACUCUCAUACCCGGAAGUCAGAAAGGAACAUCCUUUGAAAGAGGUUGAACACAACCUUGAAGUUGCAUUACAGGGUAUCAUGAAGGCUGCAGAAAGAUGGCCUGGGGUAAGAUCUGCGGGCAUGCUAUAUGAGACAUUAAUUGCCGCUUGCCUCAGGGCAUACAACACUGAGGAAUCAUUUGUGGUCCAUUCACCUUCAAAUCCGUCUAGCCAUGCGACACCGGCUUCCUCUCAAGAUGUGCAAACACCACCGUCUAUGGCAAGCCCUGCCAGCACCGCGGCCUCUAUUCACUCACAGAAUCUUUUAGCAGGGGGUUCUUCAGUGGCAGAUACCACAUCGGCUGGUACUUUCUCGAGGGGUCCCUCGGCUGACCGUUCCUUACCUUUGCCACAAAUUACCUCUUCGUUAUCUAUUUCUACCGAUCCUGUGAAAGCUCUCGAGCCCCCUCCUUGGGAUCCCACUGUCCCACCAGAGGCUGCACCCGACACGCAUAAUUCCUUGGGCUUUGAUCAGCCUGAUGAGUCAUUAUUACCCAGGUCGAACUUGAACUUUGAUCCAUCUACGCCGUUUAAUGCAUUUCCAUCGGUCCUAACGGGACUCCCGGGCUGGGACCCCAAUUUCUCCCUAUCUUCCAUGACCACAGCUGACACGUUCCCGUACUCCAACGCAACAGCUGACCCAAUGAACUGGGCUGAUACUUUUGGAGGCCAAUACUCCCAUUAUUUCAAUGGGGAUUACCCUGCAAAUCCAUGGAGGGGAAGGACAUUGAGUCAACAAGAACAGCUGGAAUUGAUGGAUUCGCUGGCAGACCACAUUCCAGAUGUCACAACGCAACUUGCGAUGCAGACAGCGACAGCGCAUUACCAGUCAUAA
This is a messenger RNA of Aspergillus nidulans FGSC A4, 2493 nucleotides long. RefSeq names its product putative C6 transcription factor. Lineage: Eukaryota; Fungi; Ascomycota; Eurotiomycetes; Eurotiales; Aspergillaceae. Gene Ontology annotation, molecular function: zinc ion binding; DNA-binding transcription factor activity, RNA polymerase II-specific; DNA binding. Gene Ontology annotation, cellular component: nucleus. The record is from RefSeq and is a predicted model, not a curated record. The coding region runs from base 1 to 2493 and encodes 830 amino acids. The transcript is spliced from 4 exons. Gene Ontology annotation, biological process: DNA-templated transcription; regulation of DNA-templated transcription.